UACAAGCAGAGUAGCGGAGGCUGGCGAUGUAGCUAGCUAGCAGUGGAGUUGGCCAGCUUGCGUUUUUUCGCGUAGUUAAAACCAAAACGGGGGAGUUGAGACAUAAUCAGAAAGUGAUGACGUUACGCAGCUGACAGGACUGUGGAUUUAAAGUUAAGAUUUCGGUAAAACCUUUGCAAGUAAGCACGCUAUUUACUUAUCUAGGUAGAUAGAGUUAAAAAAACGAUCCUCGAUAUCCACCUGGCUAACUGCUAGCAACGGAGAUGACGGUGAAUUGGAUGUUAGCUAUUGUAAAAAGUAGCAAGCUAAGCUAGCUUUAGCUGGUAACAUGGACACGUACGUAUUAAUAGGGCGAUGAGUUAUGCUGAAGUAGUUAGCUGUUGCUAGGUAGCUAGCUGUCCCUUAGCAAAGUGUGACAGAACUUGGUCGGCUAAGUGGAUAUCAAGGAAGCCUCAACCUGAACGCAUAUUCAUCUAAACGGCAAGUGUUCAAAACUGAGGUAACUACAAACUUGACUGAGGAAUGGCUUAUGGAACUCCAGUUUCACAUCAGUCCCAUAGGCCUGAGUAAGUGAAGCUAUGAGUUAGGCAGGGCAUUGUCACUGGACCGGAAUGAUUUAGCAGGGUGGCACCAGCUGUGCGCGUCACUAAGAGGAGGAGGAGGAGGAGGAGGAAGGGGAAGAGGAUGGGUGUUAAUGCCUCAAGCUAUCCUCACUCAUGUUCCCCUCGCUUCGGGGGACAUUCUCACACCCAGCAGACUUUUAUAGGGACAUCUUAUACACCCCAGGGUUAUGGUGCCGAGUCUAAGCUCUACAGUCUGGAACAUGGGCCCGAAAAACCACAUGACAAAAAGAAAAAGAGCUCAAGCCUGGCCACCCUCAAGAGGAGAUUCAUUAAGCGCCGGAAAUCCAGCCGCUCAGCCGACCAUGCACGGCAGAUGCGCGAGCUCCUCUCUGGCUGGGAUGUGCGUGACGUCAAUGCCCUGGUGGAGGAGUAUGAGGGCACAGCUGCCCUGAAGGAACUUAGCAUGCAGGCCGGCCUGGCCCGGCCCGAGGCCCGAACCCUGCAGCAGGACCUUGCUGCCCUCUACCAGCACAAAUACUGCACGGACGUGGACCUGAUCUUCCAGGAUGCCUGCUUCCCGGCACACCGUGCCAUCCUGGUUGCCCGUUGUCCAUUUUUCAAGACACUGCUGUCCUCUUCACCAGGCUGUGGUGCAGAGGUGUUGCUGGACGUGGGCACGGUGGGCAUGGACUCACCCAUGUUCUCCUCGCUGCUCUAUUACCUGUACACUGGGGAGCUGGACGAUGCACGCCUACAGAAUGUGGACGUCCUGGUGCGGCUGAGGGAGGAGUUUGGGACGCCCAACUCCCUGGAGGCGGACAUGCGCAGCCUGUGUGAGCACAUGUGCUACUAUGACUCUCUGUUGAGCUUCUCCUCUGACUCAGAGCUUGUGGAGCCAUUUGGAGCCAGCGGGCCUCCUGCAGCCGGCGGCAGUGCUGGGGCCGAGGAGGAGCUGAGGGCGCAUAAGGCCGUGCUAUCAGCACGCUCGCCCUUCUUCCGGAACCUGCUGCAGCGGCGCAUCCGCACAGGGGAGGAGAUGACGGAACACAUGCUGCAGGCACCCACGCGCAUCGUCCUCGAUGAGUCCAUCAUCCCCAGGAAGUACGCCUGCGUCAUCCUGCACUGCAUGUACACCGACACCGUGGACCUCUCGCUGGUGCUUUGCGGAAGCCCGUCAGCAGGGAGCCUGGGUGAAGUACAGGCUUUGGUAGCAGGGAAAGGGAGCAUGAGUCGAACUGAGGAGGCCAUGGAGCUCUACCACAUCGCUCUGUUCCUGGAGUUCAGCAUGUUGGCUCAGGGCUGUGAGGACAUUGUGGUGGAGAGCAUCUCUCUGGACUCGGUGGUAGCCAUCCUGAAGUGGAGUUCCCAGCCCUAUGGCUCAAAGUGGGUCCACCGGCAGGCCAUGCACUUCCUGUGUGAGGAGUUCAGUCAGGUCAUGAUGUCAGAUGUUCUCUGUGACCUGAGCAAAGAGCACCUGCUGAGCGCCAUCCAGUCAGAUUAUCUGCAGGCCAGCGAGCAGGAUAUCCUCAAGUACGUGGUCAAGUGGGGUGAGCACCAGCUCAUCAAGCGGAUGGCUGAUCGGGAACCGAACUUGCUGAGUGGCACGGCACACAGCGUGAAUAAGCGUGGAGUGAAGAGGAGGGAUCUGGACCUGGAGGAGCUAAAGGAGAUUCUGUCCCCUCUGCUACCCUGUGUGCGCACUGAGCACAUUCUGCCCACCAACAGUGAGGUUCUCUCUGACACUCUGAAGCGUGGUCUGAUCAGCACUCCUCCAUCAGACAUGCUCCCCACAGCUGAAGGGGGAAAGGCCAAUGCCUGGCUGAGGCAGAAGAGCGCAGGUAUCUACGUGCGGCCCCGCCUUUUUUCCCCCUAUGUGGAGGAGGCCAAGGCGGUUCUGGAUGAGAUGAUGGUGGAACAGUCUGAUCUAGUGAGGCUGCGCAUGGUGCGCAUGUCCAAUGUGCCUGACACGCUCUAUAUGGUCAACAAUGCAGUCCCCCAGUGCUGUCACAUGAUCAGUCACCAGCAAAUGGCUGGCAGCCAAACAGUCCCGCCCUCAGUUGUGGCCAAUGAGAUACCAGUUCCCAGGAUGGUUGUGGUGAGAGAAAUGAUCCGUCGCCUGCAGGAGCUUCGGCACACAGACCAGGUUCAGCGAGCAUAUGCACUGAACUGUGGCGAGGGUGCUACCGUCAGCUACGAACUGCAGAUUCGUGUGCUCAGGGAAUUUGGGCUGCCUGACGGUGCUGCAGAACUGCUGCAGAACCCACACAAAUUCUUCCCCGAGGAGCGAUUCGGAGACGAAAGUCCUGUGCUAGCUAUGCGCCAGUCGGGUCGCUGUCGGGUCAACAGCACGCCAACGGUGGAGAGCAUGUUCACAGACUUGCAGGCUCUGGUGGGCUUUCACCCACCCCUGCCACCACCACCUCCGCCCUACCACCCUCCCACCACGCCAGGCCACAGCCAGCAGCAACAGCUCAGGGCUGGCUGGAGGCCCCGCGUGCCCAGCCAACAGCCACCCCGCUCCUUCUCUUACCCCUGCAACCGCUCGCUUCUCCAUAGACAGCCCUCCUCUAAAAUGGGCAGCCCCAUCUACCCGCCUGGGGCCAAGGUUCUCCCCCCAGACUGUACCAUCCCACAGGGGAGAAGCCUCAAACAGGGGAACAUGGAGCCAGUCAUCAACGAGUUCAUGCCAGACAUUGCCAUGGGUGUGUCAGCCAUGAGCCUGAAGGACCGACGCCUUCCAGAGGUCACCAUGGAUGUGGAGGCUCACGAGCCCCACCCCCAUGUCUCCACGGCACCAUCGAUCUCACACUGCUACUCCACCCGGCAUCCGCACUCCUCCCGCAAGCGGCAUGCGGCCGAGCCCAAGGCCAAUGGCCCCCAGCCAGAUUUCCCUGACCUGUACGAGUUCUCAGGGCGCCAUGCACCGCCCUACGGUGGCCCGGACCUUUAUGUCCACAGCCGCCCUGUAGGCGGAGGGGCUCUCCCUCCUGCAUAUGCUGCAGAGGCCCCUGAUGGCCUCCGUCUGGACGUGUUGGAGCAACCACCACAGAGGCUAGACCUGGCACUGGUGGCACAGGCUGCCGGUGCACAUGCCCCGCACAGGCCACCACCCAAGGGCGAGUCAGACCUCACCUGUGGCCUGGACCCCUCCUCUGAGCCGUACGAGGAGUGGGCAACGGGACGCCAUGCUGCUGCUGAAGGGAUGGGACUGGGAUUGAGCAGCACAGGGACAGAAAAAGAGGGGGGAAUGGCGAGCCGAGACUGCAGGUCACCUAACAAGCAAGAAUACCUGUACAGGAAGUCUGCACUCUGACCCCUGUGGAACACCGAAAAGAAAGAAGUGUGUUAACUGCAAGUGCUUCAGGUCUGCAGCACUGUGCCUGAUGUGCUCAAUAGAGGAAUUACAGCCAGUUGUGUUAAUGAGAGCACAUAAGGCCUGGGCUGACCUCUCCUAAAAGGCUCAAGGCACAAACCACCAUGACUACUUCACACAUGGACUCAAAGCCUUAUGUGAGGGCUUGGUUUGGUUGGGUGCUGAGAAAGAAGUUAAAAAAUACAUGAUUAUAAUCUAAUGCUGCAGAUCUUUCCUCGAGCAGUGCAAGGAAAGCUCUCACUCUAAAUGCACCCCUUAAUAUCUCUGAAACUAACGUUCACUUGUCCCUCCUGUAGCCCAGACAAUAUAAGGGGCUGCAGCUGACAAUCAGGACAGAAAUGAAAUUAUUUUCCUAAGCAGUCCCCAGACUACAUAAUGUUGCAGAACCAACACUGUGUAUUUCCAUUACUUUCAUUUCUUUGCUUUUGAGUGAGCACACUUGCAAAAUGAUGGGAAAGUCAUAUAUUUAUAUCGACAUAUGCAUUUACCUUUUAAUAGGAAUACAUUGAGAAAAGCCCAGGCAAUAUGUUGCGCUCUCAGAGACCUUUGGCACACCCUUGGCAAAUAGUUUGUCUUCUUUUGGAAGGAGAAUGGCAGAAAUAGCUUUUGUAAUCCUUUGCAACUGGCUUAUACAUUAGCCUGAGCAGUUUACAAACUGAGUUGUAAAAUAACGAGGGGAAUAAAUGAAAUCCCCUGCUUCCUAGAAGGAUACACAGCAGGCAUAACAUUUGCAAAGAUGCCCCGUUAUGUACACAGUCGGCUUUGUUUGCCAGGUUCCUCAAGGCUAUGUGAUUUGUAGUUUUACCCCAGGUCCUCUGUUUAUUAAUGCUGCUCGCCGGCCCUUUUGUCCACCACUGUGCUCUUUCAUGUCUAUUUUUGUUCUGCUUGUGUGUCCACCAUGCUUGGCUGCUUCAAGGUGUUAUUCUUCCCUGCUCUGAUCUGUGACAUUUCCACUCAAAAUACACAAAAAGGUGGUAAUCAUUAUCCUGCUAAUGCAGCUCUUGUCUUUUGUUUACCAUCCAGAGAUCUCAACCAAACCAAACUUAGGACCUCAACAUGUCUCUCCUUCCAGUGAAGUUGCACUGUAGUAAUAUCUUGGACAUUAGUUGAUGUUAGUUUCUGAGUCAUACAUCUAAACUCUUCUCAGUCAACCAAUGAUUAGCAAUUAUGAUGUCAUGAACGGGACUUGGAAAUAAAAACAAAUAGAGGUGUUUUAGCUUGGAGAGGGGAAAUUUGCCUUUUUUUUAGAGAACUAAAUGUGGAGUGAGAAAUAUUACCUCACAUUAAACCUGCACACCACCCUCAAGGAAGAAAUUUAGUUUUGUAAGUUAUGCAAGUGCACAUUAAAAAUAGCAAAUUUCUGUGUACUGCAUAUGUUAAGGUUAUUGAACCUCACUGCUGUUUUAACCAUACAUCUGUCUUCACUUUAUGUUCUUAUUUCCCUGUGAUAAAAGGAUCAUUCUUACAUACACUUGCUAACACAUUAAAUAUGCAGUGUUUAUAUUUAAUGUGAAUACUGUUUAUCCCAUGUUUGUUGUGACUGCUGUAAUGUUACAGUCCAAAGUGCAAUACCUGUAGAAUGUCGUUAGAAUCAGGUAUCUUUUACAGUGGUCCAUCAUACUUCAUUUACAUAAAUCAUCCUUCUGAAAGUCUUUCAUUGUUGAAGUGUUCUGUUGUCCAUCUAUUGUGAACAGUGGAGUGUUUGAAUUCAGUACUUCCUGUCUUCCCAUGGAAAAUCUUUUGUUACCUUUAUUCUUGGGUUUUUAUAACACUAUUUGGAACAUUCAUUCCCUCUUUGUUAUAGCUUUGUCGCUCUGGCCCUGUAGAAAUGCCUCAACAAUGUUAUAUGCUUUGCACAGUGUUUUAUUUUGAUAUUUAUAUAAAUGAUUGAAUUGACACACACUAUGCUUUGGACCAGUCAGGCCUUUUCAGCAUACAUCAUCCUAGCUGCCAUCUUAAAUCACAGGAAAUUUGUUUCAGCUCACUGGGAUGUAAACCUAGAAUCUUUCUUGCUACACCUUCUACCUCUGGUUAGCUCCUCUGACAUUUACUCUUUUUUGUGGUUUUCUUUCCUUUCUCAUUACUUUCAGUUCUUUAGACCUCCCUGGCCUUAUUUUCAAAUAUAUAAUCUCAGUGUAAUCAGAAAUGAUGAUGUUCUACAUGGUUUCUGGUACCAGCUGCAGAACCCAAAUUUAUCUCCAUUAGAAACCAUUUUUCUGUGUAAUACCUCUGAGAAGACUCUUGACUGUUAUCACAUGUAGGAAAGGUCAGCACAAGAUGCAGAAAAUCCAGGACAGGUAACAAGCGUGCUGUUUGUGAUGGCAUCACUUUAAAAGAUAAAGGGAGAGUGCAUGUUUUAAAUUUCACCUAGAAUGCCAAGGAUUCCAUAAGGUGUACAUUCUGUCACUUUGGUUUAGAGAAGUUUCAUUUGCUAUCCAGACAUAAUAUACUGCUACUGUAUAGGUUCUUUUCCAUUCUUAGCCUGAGAGAUUUUGGAGUGUGAAAUACUAUCACAGGCCUUCCUUCAGAGCUACUCUGCAAAGUCCUCAGCAACUAGUGCCUCUGGGCUCUUGGGGAUCAAGUGGCUCCAGAGUCAUAAUCCCUGAAUUUUAGAGCCCUGGUUUUCAGCUCAGAGAUGCUACACGGAGCCACAGCAAAAAUAGCUGCAGUACAGACCCUGCCCAAAGUACAUAAGUACUUCUCCGUGCUGAAGUCUUGUGAGGAGGCCAGGCUGAUUACUAAUGGCAUAGCUCUCCAUAAGAGAGGGAGAGUGUCAUGUUCUGUGUGUGGGCUUGUGCAUGACAGCUCCUGAAUUCUGCCACGCAAGUUGUUGUUCCAUCACCAGUUGAAAAAUCUCAGUAUGGGAGGAAAUUCAAGAGUGUGCUUAUGGGUACAAGAUGUUUUUGUUUGUUUGUUUCUUCUUCUUCUUUCAAAUUGGUUGUCCACAUUUCAUAUUCCACAUUAUAAAAAUGUCGCGCAAUUGACAUUUUUACAUACUUUAGCUUAAUACAGCCAGAGCUUGUAUGUUAGCCUUGUACAUGUUUUGGCCAAGUCAUUAUUAAGCCUGCUUGCAGUGGUAACUAACAGCUGCUGUGAUUGCUGUGUACUCACAUAGCAACUGUUUGGCAAAGUGCUGCUAUGAACUUUCAAAGGGCUUGUCAAAACCUCUUUGCAAAGACAUUUUAAGUCAUCUGGGUUUUUUUGUUUGUUUGUUUGUUUUGGGUUUUUUUGGCUGUUGUUGACUGCCCUAAUAGAGAGUUAUCACUUUGCAACUGUCCUUCAUUCUUUAUUACACUCAGUGAUGAGGAAAAAUAGAAACUUGCUCAAUACCAAGUUAGACCACCUUAGCUCUGUUAACUCCUGCACAUUGGCAGCAACUCGGCAAAGGUUUUGUAGCAUCACAGCUUUAAAGCUGACCUUGCGGACAUCUAUGUUUCACAUAGCUGCCCAGGUUGAAGGCUGGGUGCUGCCUUCUAUGGAUGCUACAAUCAGCUUCAUUCCAAAGGUGUUAAAUGGCAUUGGUACUUUAGUGGCUAGAACAUUGA
Molecule: messenger RNA, 7481 nt
Organism: Electrophorus electricus (electric eel)
Lineage: Eukaryota; Metazoa; Chordata; Actinopteri; Gymnotiformes; Gymnotidae
Gene: btbd7
Product: BTB (POZ) domain containing 7
Biological process (GO): morphogenesis of a branching epithelium
Molecular function (GO): protein binding
Source: RefSeq, a predicted model, not a curated record